AUGUUCCAGAUGGUGAUUCCCAACCAGGCACCAAGAGACGACGCCGGAAUCGAGAAUGGCCAUUUCGGUUUGAAGAGGAAACGGUUAAAGUCUGGCAAAGGACAGGAACCUUUCCUUUUCUUCGACUUCCUUUCGUUCGUUCUCUGCUUUGGUAAUAUUAAGUUCGGAAAACACCUCUCGUCAUCGUUUGUUUAUCCAGAUCGGCAAGGGUUCUGGCUACAGCACAACCCGAAAAACAACCUUUUGACUCUGCUGGCUGCCAACCGUCAGGUCUACGACGAGGCACGACGGGUGCUCUACAGCCUCAAUUCUUUCAUCUUCGAAGUGUCAGAUCAGAUCCCGGUAUUCCUGAUCGGUAUUGGCCAGGAGAAUGCGGCGUUUCUGCAAUCAGUACGAUGGAUGAAUGGGCCGUGGCAUGCCGAGAACCAGAUUGAUUCUAUUCGGCAAUAUCUGACGCGGUCAGAAGAAGAGCAUAUCUGGAAUGAUGAGAAGUCAUAUCUGAGUCUCUUCGCAAGGCUCGUUAACAAACCUCUUGAUUAUGUUAUUGCUCACCACAAUCAUCACCUGGUGCGGUUGGACUCAGACUGUGUACCAUCGCGUGGCUACCGAGUGCGCUAUCGCAUGCAAGCGAUUUUUGGAGAAGCUGAUGGAGAGGUCAGCGAAACGAUAGGAACAGAGGGGACUAUAUCUUUCGAAGUGUACAAGUGCCCUAGGGAAUAUGACUUCAAAACAUAUCAAUAUAUCAUAGAUAGCAAAUAG
Aspergillus pseudonomiae is the source of this 759-nucleotide messenger RNA. RefSeq lists its product as uncharacterized. The transcript is spliced from 2 exons. The record is from RefSeq and is a predicted model, not a curated record. The coding region runs from base 1 to 759 and encodes 252 amino acids. Lineage: Eukaryota; Fungi; Ascomycota; Eurotiomycetes; Eurotiales; Aspergillaceae.